This is a messenger RNA of Lactuca sativa (garden lettuce), 1971 nucleotides long. RefSeq names its product Met-10+ like family protein. Gene Ontology annotation, biological process: tRNA N1-guanine methylation. Gene Ontology annotation, molecular function: tRNA (guanine(37)-N1)-methyltransferase activity. The record is from RefSeq and is a predicted model, not a curated record. Gene Ontology annotation, cellular component: cytoplasm. NCBI's taxonomy places the organism in Eukaryota, Viridiplantae, Streptophyta, Magnoliopsida, Asterales, Asteraceae.
AAAAGCUUCUUUUCUUCCCGUUACCAUGUGAAUUCCAAACCUCGCAAUUGAAUCUUCCCGGCAAAAUCAUAUUCUAUUCGAUGUUCACCAAGUUCAUGCUCCGACCAUCUUCCUCUCUUUCACUUCCUCUCUCUCCUCCUCUUACACCUUUCUUCUCCAAGCCCAGCACCGCCAUCACUUUCCGUCGCAUCGCCGUCGUCUCCGCUGCGCAUUCCCUUUCUGUGACCCUUGAUGAAACUCACCCUUACGGGCCUUCUUUAUCCAAAGGUCACCAACCCUCUGUGGAACCCAAAUCACUACAGCAAGAUAACGAAAAUAUAUUCGAUGAAACCCGUUUUAUUCGUGUUUUUGACAUAUCUGCAAUUCGGGUCUCCGCCGAUCGAUGCUACGCCCUCGAAAGCCAACUCCGUGGUCAUCUCUUGAACUGGCCUCGGAUUCGGAACAUAGCUAGGGUUCCUGGAGACGAAAUUGAUGGCGAAUUACAGAAGUAUUUCAACUCAAAUGACGGUGAGCCCUUAGAGUCUUUGAACCGACGAAUUUACGGAAAAGCUGAGGGAGAUGAGGAGCCAUUGAGUCCAGUCUUAUACAGAGAUAAGCUUGCAAAAACUUUCAAUUCGAGAGGUUAUGAAAAAUUCAGGAAUUUGGCUAAGUUGUCGAGGCCAAAGAGGAAGACUAAAAAGGAGCCGAGUCAAAUCAGAGAGCAUAAAAGUAACGAAUGUUAUUUACUAGACGAGGUCGUGGAGAAUCAUGCGAGCGACCAUGGGAAAGGGGAGGAUUUGAGUGGGUUACUUGGAGACGAUGCGUACAGAUUAGGGAAAUGGAAAGGCUCAACAAGGUUAUUGCUUUUGGAUGAGAAACAUGCAUAUAAGUCGUUCGAUGAAAUGCCUGAAGCAAUUAAGGCAUGCUUAACGGGAUCACCAUUUGAACUUGUGAGAUGCAAGCUGACUUUGUAUUACAGUUAUUGGCAAAUGAAUGAGAUUUUAGAGGCUUUGCUUCCAAAGGGUAUAAUCGUCCCUUCAUCCUUUGAGACUGUGGGCCAUAUCAUCCACCUAAACUUGAGGGAAGAACAUCUUCCAUACAAGAAUCUAAUAGCUAAGGUUGUUUUGGACAAAAACAAGCCAAAAAUACAAACAGUUGUCAACAAGAUUGAUUCUAUUAAUAAUGACUUUAGAACCAUGUCACUUGAAGUUUUGGCUGGAAAUCAUUCUCUUGUGACAAGAGUAGUAGAAAAUGGACUUCAUUUUCAUGUUGAUUUGGCAACAGUGUACUGGAGCUCAAAAUUGGCAACAGAAAGGCAAAGGCUUUUAAAUUCUUUUACAAGGAGUGAUGUUGUUUGUGAUGUGUUUGCUGGGGUUGGCCCUUUGGCUAUAUCUGCAGCUAAAAAAGUUAAACAUGUUUAUGCAAAUGAUUUAAAUCCUCAUGCUGUUGAUUAUAUUGAAAAAAAUUGCGUCCUCAACAAACUUGAAAGAAAAAUUGAGGUAUUUAACAUGGAUGGGAGAAGAUUCAUUGAUGCUAUUUUCAAGAGUCAAAGUUCAAGAACCAUCACACAAGUAGUCAUGAAUCUUCCCAAAGAUGCAGCCGAGUAUCUUGAUGCAUUUAAGGGAAUAUUUAGAGAUAUGGAUUUGAACAAAGAGUUGAUCAUGCCAAAAAUUCAUGUCUAUGGAUUCUCAAAAGCUGAAGAUCCAGAAUUCGAUUUCCAUGAGCGGAUAAGAAUUGCAUUAUCGGAAGUGGCAUUCGAAGUAAAAAUGCAUAAAGUACGUCUUGUUGCCCCCGGAAAAUGGAUGUUGUGUGCAUCAUUUGUUCUCCCUGAGCGAGUCGCAUUUGCUGAUCCUAUCUUGGAAAUGUAAUUUCAAUUCUAUUUAGAAAAAAGUGAGAUAAUUUGUAGAUAUAUUCUUAUUAGGGCUAAUUGCAAAAAUAACAAUGUAUUUUUGCUUAUUGUUGUAUUAUAGCAUCCAAAUUUCAUUUUUGCCA